Serendipita indica DSM 11827 is the source of this 5265-nucleotide messenger RNA. NCBI's taxonomy places the organism in Eukaryota, Fungi, Basidiomycota, Agaricomycetes, Sebacinales, Serendipitaceae. The record is from the annotation of a GenBank genome assembly.
AUGGCGACGUAUUCCCGCCUUGGAACUAGUCUAGGCGCACACGACAUGUCCGACCUUGAAUCAGGUUCCAAUGAUCGAUGGAGUGACUUGGAAGCAGAGAUUGAGGGCCUUUUCGAAAAGCUCACGGAAACAGUGGAAGAAAUGGCUGCAUUGCUCAACAAUCCCUCGUCUCCUCCGACGCAGAGCAUGCUGCAUACCGUCCAGCGGCACCGUGAUGUGCUACAAGAUUACAAGACGGAUUACAGAAGAACUAAGACGAACCUACAACACGCCUUUGAUCGUGCAAACUUGCUGAACAACGUCCGAAGCGAUAUUGAAUCUUACAAGACGGCACACUCGAGUACAACAGACGCGUUGCUCGCAGAAAGAAAUCGUAUUGAUAGUUCGCAUCGAAUGACUGACGACAUUCUGGCCCAAGCGUAUGAAACCCGAGCAGAGUUUGGGCGACAACGAGCGUCAAUCGCCGGAAUCAACGCUAGGAUGGGAAAUGUAAUAUCUUCUAUGCCCGGUAUCGACAGUCUGCUUGGGAUGAUUCGCACGCGCCGUCGACGAGAUGCGGUCAUUAUGGGUGUAGUCUUUGGAAUUGUGUUAUUUGAUGUUGCAGUAUCCACCGAACUGGGUGGCUACGUUCCUCGACCUGACCGCCUGAGUUUGGAUCUGUCCGGUCAGACGAUGAAUGUUCAUGGGGUUGCCUAUGCGCCUCAACAAGCACCUCCGGCUGCGUUUUAUAACGCUCAGAAUAAGGGGACUCUCCAGCCCGGCCAGGUUAUCCAAAUCCAGUCGCUAACAGUCACCGUCGAGCGGUUUUUGAGCCAGGGCGGCUUUGCGCAUGUUUACCUCGUCAAGAGUGCAACACCCGUCAAUGGCACCCAGCACCAUGUCCUUAAAAGAAUGCUCGUCGCUGAUCAUGUAAUGCUACAAGAUGUCAAGAAAGAAGUUGAUAUCAUGAGGAUUCUCAGAGGACAUCCGAACAUUGUCAACCUCAUUGAUUCAGCAUGGAAUCAACUACCAGAUGGCCGUUUCGAGGCGAGUUUCCCUCUUGCUAAUUUCUUCCCUCGGACGGAUACCUCAACCCUUGAUACAUUACUCCUGAUUUACGGAUCAUUAACCGUGAUAAACUACGCAGGAGGCGGAAUUAUCGACAUGAUGAAUCGAAGACUUCGGGAGAGACUCACCGAGGGCGAAAUUCUGCAAAUUUUUGUCGAUGUGUGCGAAGGUGUAGCUGCGAUGCAUAAUUUACAACCCCCGCUCCUCCAUCGGGAUCUAAAGGCACGCAGACAGCUCGGGGUCGAAAACAUUCUCCAAGCCAACGAAACGAGCUUCAAGUUGUGCGACUUCGGUUCAGCGACGUCUGUGACCAAAGCACCGACUACUGCCGCCGAAAUGCGCGCCUUGGAGUACGACCUAAAUCGGCACACGACGCUACAGUAUAGAGCCCCGGAAAUGGUAGAUCCUCAGUUGCGACGGCCGAUUGAUGAAAAGUCGGAUGUUUGGGCACUCGGAGUGCUACUUUACAAGCUCUGCUACUAUACCACACCAUUCGAAGAGCACGGCCCUCUUGCGAUCCUCAAUGUACAAUAUAAGCUUCCCCCGUACCCUGUUUACUCUUCCGGCAUGAUUUCUUUGAUCACGUCUAUACUCAGAGAGUACGGAACCCAACGACCCAGUGUAUUCGAGAUCCUGGACACCGUACAUCGUAUGAGAGGAACGAAAUCACGAUACAGAUAUGCACCACGACCUGUAGCGGCUCAAUCACCUAUCCCGAAGUCUCCGGACGACAUUGUAUCCUUCCGAGUAUCCCAAACCCAGAAGGACCUCAAGUCGCCUCUGGUUUCAUCCGCCGCCCAAAUUCGACAAGGGGUUAUGGAGGCAAUCGCCCCUAUGCGCCGUGGACGUCCUAACGCCCUAACAUCAAACACACCAGCAGGUGGAAUGUAUGCCGACGAUCUCGAUCUCCCUACGCCAAGAAAUGCGCAUUUCAAAAGCGCGACCACAUCUGAGAAGUGGAAUCCACCAGCUCGAGAGGCGCCGGCAGUCCUGGGAGGGAGCAAUCGGACUGUUCACCAACGCCUGCAAAGUCAAGAAUGGAUUCCAUCACGGGCGACCAAGGAACCCAGUAAACCGCAGGCGUCUCCGUGGGAUGGGCUUGGAAGCUUGGACGCGACUGAGAAGGCCCAAGCGGCUCAGGCAGGUGGCUUUGGAGAUUCUUUUGACCCCGCUAUCAUGGCAGCAAGGCGGAAUCUCCAAAAUAUAGCCGCUACAAGCCCUCCAGCCUCUAGUUCUUCUGGAUCAACAACACAGCAGCCAUCGCCAUUCCAACCGAUUACAUCGCCUCCUGCAUCAGGCACCCAGCAAUCUCGCUUCACUAUGCCUACACCGAGCCGCCUGCUCCAGGCACCCCGACCGCCGAUGCAAACAAAGCCCAAGGACUCUUUCGAUGAUAUCCCAAAUCUAUCAAUGUCAGCGCCUACAGCAUCCAUUCUACGCCCUUCGAGUAAUGCUUCGACGCAGAAUGGUUUGGUGUCCGCCUUCUCUCGACCGUCCACUGCUGCUGAAUCAAUCGCUUCAACGGGGACAGGACUUUCCUCUGCAGCUGUUGUUGAAGGAUCUGCCGCACUAUCUGCCGCGGAGCGAUUUCCUUCAAUCGAACAACUAGAAUUUGGAGGUCGAGAAAAACCUGCGCCUCCCGUUGGGCCGCGUGCUCCUUCUCCGAUCAAGCCAAGUAUGUAUUCGCAAAACCGACCUCCGGCAUACUCUCAGCUCUCGAGGAUGAGCUACACUGGAGGCUUGGCAUUGGACCACGAUAUCAUCACACCUCCAGCGGGUGCACCAGUGAGCGGUGUUCGAUCGCAGCAAGUGACUGGGACGGCCAUGAAAGGAGCAAAUGUUGCGACGCCAAGUGCAGCUGCCUCAAAUACCCAAACCAAUGCGAACCCUCCACCCACAUCCAAGCCGCCUGCAUUUUCGCAUACUCCUGCAACACCCACCAAGUUCCCUCCAACGGAGCGACCACCAAGUCGCUUCCCGACAGCGGAGAGACCAAUAGCUCCAGGAAGAAAGGGAGUAUUGGCACGAAGACGGCAAGCAUCCAUGGAAAUCAAAGCUGAGCCUUCACCACUGGCUCGUGCUCCUCAAGAGCAAGAUCUCUUGGGCCAGAGCCUCCUUUCCAUCAACCAGCCUCUGGUCACCCAACGAACUCCAUCUCCUUCCGCUGUUCCUCAGCGAGACUGGCUCAUGGACGAAGACAUUGUGCUAAACAACAUCCCAAAGGCGUCGACUGGCUCGCUCCAACCGCGGUUACCAACGCCAGAGCCAUCUUUUGUAGAUCCCAACAAGGCAAAACGCGCCACCAUGGGGACCGCGUUGAUAUCGAACGGACGAGUACCACCUGGGGCGCCUCCUGGUAUGGAGACUAUAUUGGCGAACUGGCAACGAGGGGGCAUAACCAAUCCUUCCACCUAUCAACCUGCGAACAUGCAGCCCACAUCAUCAUCCUCAUCAACGUCUGGAGUGGCAUUGCCUGGGCUUGUAGGGAAACCAGGUGGAGAUCCUCGACCACCUUUAACGAGGAUGAGGUCCAAUACAGCCUCCCGGAUAAUGCCUGGAGAACAAUCUCCUCCACUUCUUCCAUCUCGCAUGACAACACAACAACAACAGCAGCAGCAGCCACAGCAGCGUCGUCUACCAUCCCCACAGCCGGAAAAUAGGCCGACACUGACAGAGAAUUGGAGUCCUGUCGAUCAGCAGUUUCCACCUCGGGCUAAGAGUACCUUUGGGGAAACACAGACAGGUGCGGACUCGAGCGGCAAUGAGGAUGGUCCAGAGGACGUAGAGUCUACGACACUACGGCAGAUGCGAGCCAGGGUUCACAUAAGGGAUUCAGAAGCCGCUUCAUCGAAUCAAAAAGCACAGGAAGUCGAGACGCAACGACAGCACCAAGCUCGUCAAGGCUCGGUGCACGAUCUGAUCGAUGUAUGGAGCACAAACUCUAGAGCCACAGGAAGCUCCGGAAAGGAAAGCUUGUCCCAGCAACUCGAACACCAGAGGCUGCCCUCUAGAGAUCUGAUGAGCUUCCAAGAGCCUGUACAAAGCACUAAUAUGACGAACCAGCAGGCUGCCGCUGCUGCAAUGAGCCGGGCGAUGCAAUUAUUUCCUCCUCUCGAGUCUCUGGACCGAAGACAAUCUCCCGCUUCUGCAAGUGGCUCGGAGAAGGAUGUAGAUGCAGCUCGGCCACAGCCUCAGAAGCGUAACUCUGGGCCAAAAGUGCGACCCGCACAGUUGCCUUUUGAGCGUGCACGCCCGCAAUCCUUGUUCAUCGCUCCCGCUCCUUCGUCAGCACCCCUUCAUCAUAUGCGAAAUUCCCCCCAGGACUCGCUUCCUGUGCCAAGCCCCAGUAGUUCUAGUCCAUUCGACCGCCAACGCAGCGGUAGGCGAGGGUCUAUCUCCGACAUGGUAUCAAAAUACGAAGCACUUUCGGUGGUAUCAUCCGGCUCUGGGUAUACGGCGUCCAAUGAAAGUGGUCCUAUGAGCCCGCGACCAAAGCCACCUGUUGGAGCCAAACCGGCGCCUUUGCGUCCAGGAGGCGUACCCCCGAGUGCGUCUUCAUCUCCUGUCGCCCGCAAAUUGCCCGUGCUGAAGACCCCUACAGCAAAUGUGGCAUCUCCUGGGAACGCUUUUCUUCCUCCUAUCGAUCCUGUGGCGUUACACCAACAGCAACAGCAGCAUAGAGAACCGAAGAUGAGUGCGCCUGUCAAGAUGCGGACCUCGCCCCUGCUGUUCAAACCGGCGGAGUUCCCUAAUGAGCCAACUCAGCCGCCAUACUCAAACUAUGCGAAGGAAAGAGAAUCCCCUGUCGAAUCUCAAAGAGCAGGUGGCAGCGUUAGUGGUCUCUCAAGCAAUUUCAACUAUUCGAGCACCCACGGGACCAACUUGCAGCCUCCUGUCACGGCAGAGCGCGAUCGUAGCGGUUCGCCUGCUUCACAAACUGGAACGGUUUCGGAUGCAAACGAUGAUAUUCUGCUUGUCUCGCCUCGGCCACGCCAAACGCCACAACAGUCCUUUUCCGAUAAUCGUUCGCAAUUGUCGGUCUCUCAGCUACAACGUGAAAAGAGUCCACCACCCCCAAGUGAAUCGCCGGAGCAGGUAUACAAGGGUGUAGGAGGGCUAAUCGACAAGUGGCAGAAAAUGUCAGAGGAAGGUGAGGGCAAAGCGAGAGUAGGCAUCCGGCCUGGUGGACCGCGCCAGCAGCGCAAGGGAAACACAUAA